Messenger RNA from Linnemannia hyalina, 1884 nucleotides. Lineage: Eukaryota; Fungi; Mortierellomycota; Mortierellomycetes; Mortierellales; Mortierellaceae. The record is from the annotation of a GenBank genome assembly.
AUGUCCUCUGACGACAUGGGAGACGACCCCGCCCCGCCAACCCUAGGUCCCGGCUCCGUCUCGGGCUCUGCCUCAGGGUCUGGUUCAAGGUGGACGACCAGUCUCAAGUCUCUACGACAAUAUAUCCCGACGUAUGGGUCAAAGCCGGAAGAGGAGGAUGGGAUGGUUGACCCAGACCCUAACAGCCACCAGGUCACGGAUUAUCGCGAAGGCGAGAGGCAUGAUGUUCAAGGGAAUACUGUUCAGUUCAACCCUGACCAGCAACAGAAGGAGCAGGGGGCUCGAACUUCUACAUCGGUUGAGCAAUUGACACAGGAACCGAAGCAACAACAACCACCACCACAACAACAACAACAGCAACAACAACAACAACAACAACAACAACAACGGGAAGGCAAAUUCGCACAGGAUACGGCCAACAAGGCGGUGGCAAAGAUUUCUAAAGCAGUCAGCAAGAGCAAGCGGAAUUUGGUUCUCCCCGAUUACUAUGACCAGUUCCCCGAUGUCCGGCCCAGUCUUUUGCUCACGACUCCUGUUGGUCAAAGCGAUAUGGUCAUGUUGACUCAAGCGGGAGGAAAUGAUGGUGUUGCUUCUUUGUCAGGAACUUCUGCGACGCCGUUGUCGUUGACGGGACGAGUGUCGAUGAUGUUCAAGAGCGCGGCCAGCGCCAUUGGGUCUGUCUUUUCCUUUGCCAAGCCGACACGUGCACUCACGGCAGGCGGUGGGAACGCGACGGCUCUGCCUCGUGGAACGCAGGGGAUCCGCAAGGUGGCAAUUUUGGGGAUUCAUGGCUGGUAUCCACGGAAAGCACUCCGGACAGUGAUUGGAGAACCGACAGGGACGAGUCAAAAGUUUUGUGAUGAGAUGGAUCUGGCGCUCAAGGAGUACCUCGACAUGCACCAGAAAAUCCUGGACCCGGAGGAUAUUGUCAAGAUUCCUUUGGAGGGUGAGGGGAAGGUGUUGGAGAGGGUCGAGUUGUUGUAUCAGAGUUUGGUCCGGAAUCAUGGCUGGAGACGGGCUGUACAGGAUGCGGAUUUGGUCCUGGUUGCGACGCAUUCUCAGGGAACACCGACUAGUAUCUUGUUGGUUGCUAGGCUGAUUGAGGAGGGACUGUUGCGCGUCCGGGAAGACGAUCCUACGAUGCAGCGGAUUGGUAUUUUGACUAUGGCCGGAAUCUCACAUGGACCAUUCCCGUUUUUGAAGGGCAACCUGAUUGUACGAUGGUUUGAGGCUGAGGCUGCAGGGGAACUGUUUGAGUUUAUGGACUCUGAGAGUCCUAUUGCGCGCAAGUACCGGAACGGACUUCGGACGAUACUUUCCUCGGGCGUACGGUUGACGUGUGUUGCUUCCUUAGAGGACCAAGUAGUGCCGCUCUACUCUGCCGUCAUGACCUCGAUCCACCACCCUUCGAUUGUCAGGGCGGUAUAUAUCGACGGCACCAGUUACCAGAACGACUUCUUGAUCAACCUAAUUGCGUUCUCGUUGCGGCUCCGUAAUAUGGGUGUGGACGACCAUGGCAUUCUUGUGCAUCUCAGUGAAGUCAUUGCGGGGUCUCUGUAUGGAGAAGGCCACUCGACCAUCUAUGACGAACGUGAAGUUUACAUGUUAUCGAUUCGAUCUCUAUUGGAGCCACCAGCGAGUCUAACUUCAGAGAGGGCAAGAAGUGAGCCCAUCCUGAACCCCUUCCGGGCCAAGCAGCGCCUGAACCCCUUCUACCUGCCCUGGGGGAUGCGUGGCGUUGCCGACGAGAUUAUGGCCCGUGGCGAUCAGAUCCUAAUCAAGGAAUUAGAGCGAGUCAAGAAGUUAUACAAUGAUUGGAACCCGGUCUCCAAGGCCAUGAAAGAAAUCAAGUUCCGUUUAGAGCCCGUUCGUUCUAAGCUCUGA